Messenger RNA from Procambarus clarkii (red swamp crayfish), 1435 nucleotides. RefSeq names its product techylectin-5A. Lineage: Eukaryota; Metazoa; Arthropoda; Malacostraca; Decapoda; Cambaridae. The record is from RefSeq and is a predicted model, not a curated record.
GUGAGGCGGCGGCGCGGGUGUGACUACCACAGGUCGAGGAUGAUAGCACUGAAGAGCUUGUGUGUGGCCGCCACGCUGCUACUGGUGGCCCCGAGUGCCUCCAGCGGGACUGAGGCCCUCGAGGAGCGCGAGUGUGAGGAACACCCUGUCAACAAGGACGUGGUGCAGCAGCUGGUGGCGUACACUGGCGCCACUCUCAGCCUGGUGCAGGAUAUCAAGGCUUCCUUCACUCCUCACUCACCCCACCUGCCACUGGCUGACGGGUGUGUGCGCCGGGACCUGCUGGCGGAACUACUGCUGGCGCUCUUCAACAAGCUGGAGGCGGAGCAGACGAGGCACUCCCUAGAGCUUGAGAGACUCAGCCAGCAGGUGAGCACCGCAGGUGGGUCACGCCAGGUGGUGGAUAAGAUCUUACAGUCCCGCCAACACCAGCUGCCCCUCUCCCCGCAGCUCCAACUGCUGCAAUCAGCACAGCCACUCCAGGUCACAUCAGCACAGCCACUCCAGGUCACAUCAGCACAGCCACUCCAGGUCACAUCAGCACAGCCACUCCAGGUCACAUCAGCACAGCCACUCCAGGUCACAUCAGCACAACCACUCCAGGUCAAAUCACAUCGCCGGGACUCGAACUGCAACUCUUCUGCUGACCGGCCUGUCGACUGUCACGACCUGCUGCAGGCUGGCUACAACCAGAGUGGAGUCUACCAGCUGUAUCCCUACAGAUGUGAGCGGGAUGAGGAGGAGGUGAGGGCGUGGUGCGACCUGGAGGGCGAGAGGGGCGGGUGGACGGUGGUCCUGGCUCGCCGCAAGGUGCCUGAGCAAGUCAACUUCAACCGUGGGUGGCGAGAAUACAGGGAGGGCUUCGGCGACCCACAAACUGAGUAUUGGAUAGGUAACAGGGUGCUGCACGAGCUGACCUCCAGGCGACCCCAGGUGCUGAGGGUGGAGCUCGAGGACUGGGAUGAGCAGUCGAGGUGGGCCGAGUACCAAAGCUUCUUGGUGGAGGAGGAGGACAGCCUCUUCCGCAUUCACCUCUCUCAGUACACUGGCAACGCCGGAGACGCCAUGAAGUCCCACGACAACAUGUACUUCACCACCUCUGACAGGGACAACGAUAGCCAUAUUUCAGGUUCAACGAACUGCGCUGUUAGCUACCAUGGUGGUUUUUGGUACCACGGGUGUCACACCGCCAGUCCCACCAGCCUCUUCCUGGAGAAGCAGAAGAGUACCAAAGGUCUUACCUGGAAUACCUGGUACUCAGACAGGACCACCCUGAAGGCAGUCACCUUCAAGAUCAGACCCAAGACUUGUUCCACGUGAUCUCCGGCCUCGGGUCAGUUGACGGUACGAAUAAGGUAACUGACCCGGGUCAGCUGGAGCCAGCUUCCUGGUGGGUGUUGUCAUGUAGAUAGAAAAUAUAGUUAUAAAGAAACAA